UCGACCUGAACGUUACGGAAAUAUUAAGUCGAUGAGUCUCUCAAUUAAGGAAUAUAAAUAUCGAUACUUAGUCAACUGAGAGCUACUCUCCACGAAAGCUAUUUCCUUAAAUGUCCGUAAAUUCACGUUUUGAUAAAUUAAUGUAUAAAUAAAUUAAGAAACUAAUAAUAAAUUCACUCAGCAAUUUGUUAAAUCAAAAAAUGUCUGAUCAAAAGCAAAACGGUGACGGUGAUGAGCUAAAUGAUUUGCUCGACAAUGCACUGCAAGACUUUGACAAAAGCAAAAGCGGAACCAAGUCGGAGAAGUCGGUGGCCACAACGGAUGGGACAGCAACUACUGUCGGUGAGGGCAACGAAGAUCCCGAUGCAUUUUUCAUCGAACAGGCGAAAAUCUUAGCAGAUCGAAUGAACACACUUUUCGGUGGUCCGGAUACGCCCAGUGGCGAUAUUCCACCAAUGCCACAGGAUCCUGAGCAAAUAAUGGCCGGCUUUAAGAAAAUGGCAGAAGCUGCUGCCCUCACGCUGAGUGGAGAGAACACUGCCAACGACGACGAGGUGUCCAAGUAUUCCGAUAGCAUUUCCCAAGCCCUCAAAGGUCUGCAAGAGGGCACCGAAAAUCUGGCUGCACCCGCCUCUGAGAAUGAUAUAGCCAGCAUGUUUGGCUCCAUGAAUCUGGAGGGCGCCGAAGGUGAAGGUAACAAUUUCCUGCCUUUUAUGGAGGGCAUGAUGCAGAGCCUGCUCUCUGCCGAAAUCCUGUUGCCUAGCAUUAAGGAACUGUUAGAGAAGUAUCCCAAAUACUUGGAAGAAAAUGACGCCAAGCUGUCAGCAGAGGAUAAAGAAAGAUACCAAAAGCAGAUGGACUUGUACAAGGUGAUUGAGGGUCAUUUGCAGAGCGAAAAACCCGAUGAUACAGCAACCGUAAAACGUGAGAAAUUCCGUGUAGUACUCGAUGAUAUGCGCAAGCUACAAGAUUAUGGACAACCGCCAGCAGAGAUAUUAGCAGAGACUGGUGGAGAUUUGCCCUUAAUUGAUCCAACAGCAGCUGGCGGUGUGCCAAACCCUCAAUGCCCGACAAUGUGAAUUUUUGGGAAACGGCAGGCUUUUUCUCUUUUUGGGUGUUGUGUCGUUCCUCGUGGAGUGCCAAUCUGUUGAAUGUUGCACAUGUAGCAUAAGGAUAAAAAUUAUCUUAUACAUUUAAACGACAUCUCGUGAUGGUUAUUAU
Molecule: messenger RNA, 1221 nt
Organism: Drosophila hydei
Lineage: Eukaryota; Metazoa; Arthropoda; Insecta; Diptera; Drosophilidae
Gene: Pex19
Product: peroxisomal biogenesis factor 19
Exons: 7
Coding region: 201-1079 (292 amino acids)
Biological process (GO): protein import into peroxisome membrane
Cellular component (GO): peroxisomal membrane; peroxisome
Source: RefSeq, a predicted model, not a curated record